AUGAGCCUACUUUUGAAUAGAACAAUAUAUAAGCCAAAAUCAAAUGUAAUUUGUGUAUCUCCGAUGCCAUGCGAAUUUUAUUAUAAUCAACAUGCAGUUUUUGAGAAAUUUGGUAAACUUCGAUUCGUUGGAAUCGAUAUACGCAAAAGUGAGGAUCAUUCUAUUGUUGGAUUCGUUGAAUUCGAAGAAGAAUAUAAUUCAGUUGCUGAAAAUCUGCUGAGUAAGGGCUAUAUGGAAAUUGAAGACAAGAAAUAUCGCGUAAAAUCGUACAACGAUUACAUACAAGACUCGAAACAAGUUUUUACAACGAUAUUAAAACUUGAUGAUACAGAAGAUGAUCCAUUGUUGCAACCACCAGACCAAGAUUCACCAAAACAUAUUUUGAAUGUGCUAAAUGAUGAUUGUUUAUUUGCAUUCUUUGAACGGUUACAUUUUUCAACAUUGAUUUCUGUGGCGAAAGUUUGCAUUCGUUUCAAUGGCAUAGCAAAAAAAGCAUUUUCAAGCAAAUAUAAAUUUGGAAAGAUAAAUAUUCUGGAUUUGGAAUGGAAUCGUCAGCCAACAUUAUCUCAAGUUAAAAGAUUUCUCAAUGAAUUCGGUUCAUCAAUUACAUCCCUGUCACUCUUGAAAAGAUCGGUAGGCCGAUACACCCGAAGAGGUAUUAAAGACACAGGUAUUCUGUUAGAAAUGAUAAAUAAAUAUUGCAAGAGCCUCAACGAAUUGGAAUUUGAAAGUUUGGAGGUACAUGAACAAACAUUAUAUGAAAUUCGUGGAUUAUUUGAACGAUUAGAAAUACUAAGAGUGCACAAUUUAAAAACUGCAUCCAUUUUUGAUAUUAUUUCCGUUUGUUCUGAACUAAAGAUCUUAGACUUGCAUUUCUUUUCUGACAUAAGAGAUGAUGGAUACUUUGUCUUACCAAAUACGAUACACCCGAAAUUGAUUGAAGUUAACAUGCGAUUUCCAUCGAAAGAUGCACACCUUUAUUCCAAAGCAAUUCAACGAUUUACUGAACUGAACUCCAAAUUGAAAAUAUUGAAACUUUGGCUUGCAUUUAAAUUGGUUAUGACAAAUUUGAGUAAGCUUAAUGAACUAAAUGAAUUCGAAAUAAUUUUAGAGUAUUCAAAUUUUCCGACACUCAUCAUGAAAACAUUGAGUUCGCCGAAUGUUCAAAUCGAGAAUUUGAAACUGUUUAUAGCCAAUUGGCCUUCUGGUUCCUUAGAACAUGAUUUAAUAGAAACGCUUUCAAAAUUUCCUAAUUUAACGGAAAUUCGUAUUCGAUUUGUGCAUUCAUUAAUUAGCGAUGUUUUGAUUCUUCUGUUGAAAAAAUUGCCAAAUAUGAAAACGCUUUCUUUUAAUUUGUAUAGACUUAAAGAUUUUAAUGUUAUCAGCAAAAACGAAUGCUUUAUAAUAAAAUCAAUUUUACAGCAUGCAAAUCAAUUAUCGAAAUUAACAUUUAUGACCGAAAAUGCACAUUUUCCAUUUGAUCGUUAUCCCAUCAGUAACGCUGAAUAUUAUGACAUUUUGAAAUCAGUUGAAAAUCGCCGUAACGGCAUCAAACUGACUAUUGAGUUCUUAUUCUGUGGCGAUUUAGAAACUGAAUAUACAGAUCAAUCGCAAUCAAUUCUUAUUCUUAAUAUGGUACCGCACUUAUUGACCAUUCACCAACGAACCAACUAUAAAAUGUACAAUUAUGCAAUUCAAUAAUGUAUUAGCUUAUUAAUGAAAGCAAUAAAAUGUUUACAUUUCAUUCAAAUUACGUGAGCUUU
Messenger RNA from Contarinia nasturtii (swede midge), 1763 nucleotides. RefSeq lists its product as uncharacterized. Lineage: Eukaryota; Metazoa; Arthropoda; Insecta; Diptera; Cecidomyiidae. The coding region runs from base 1 to 1701 and encodes 566 amino acids. The record is from RefSeq and is a predicted model, not a curated record. The transcript is spliced from 2 exons.